AUGUCUACUACUACCGGGGCGUUUAUCGCGGGAGGUCUGGCAGCGUGCGGUGCGGUCACGGUUACACACAGCUUCGAAACCGUUAAAAUUCGUCUUCAGUUGCAAGGAGAGCUUCAGUCAAAGCAGGAAGCAGUGCGCAAAUACAAGGGCGUUUUUCACGGUGUCAGAGUCAUUCUCCAAAACGAAGGAGCUCGGGGCCUCUUCCGAGGGAUCGGAUCAGCAUAUAUCUAUCAGGUCCUCCUUAAUGGCUGUCGUCUUGGGUUUUACGAACCUCUUCGGGUAGGCGUCACGAAAGCGAUUUACAAAGACCCAGCCCACCAAUCCCUCGGCAUAAAUGUCUUUUCGGGAGCUGCAUCGGGCAUCUUGGGUGCUGCCGCCGGAUCUCCCUUUUUCCUAGUAAAAACACGACUCCAAUCGUUUUCUCCAUUCCUGCCUGUAGGUACACAGCAUAUGUAUAGAAACUCCGUGGAUGGACUACGCCAAAUUCACAGAGGUGAGGGCGUGAGAGGCCUAUAUCGUGGAGUUUAUGCCGCUAUGGUCCGUACCGGAUUUGGUAGCUCGGUGCAACUACCUACAUAUUUCUUCGCAAAACGGCGGUUGAUAAAACACCUCGGAAUGGAAGAUGGCCCUGCAUUGCACCUGGCGAGUAGUGCCUGUAGCGGCUUCGUCGUCUGUUGUGUUAUGCACCCUCCUGAUACCAUCAUGUCGCGAAUGUAUAACCAAACCGGAAACCUCUACAAGGGUGUUUUUGACUGCCUCUACAAGACCAUCAGUAAAGAAGGUGUUCUUGCGAUAUAUAAAGGAUACUUUGCUCACUUGGCACGUAUUCUACCCCAUACGGUUUUGACCCUGAGUUUGGCCGAACAAACCAACAAACUUCUACGGAGAGUAGAAGACCGCAUCAUACCAGAAUCAGUCAGGGAAAAAAUGUAG
Messenger RNA from Blastomyces dermatitidis ER-3, 933 nucleotides. RefSeq names its product solute carrier family 25, member 46. The record is from RefSeq and is a predicted model, not a curated record. NCBI's taxonomy places the organism in Eukaryota, Fungi, Ascomycota, Eurotiomycetes, Onygenales, Ajellomycetaceae. The coding region runs from base 1 to 933 and encodes 310 amino acids. The transcript is spliced from 6 exons.